CUACUAUUAACAAUGGCAACAGGAAGAACCCUUUUGUUACUCUUCACUUCCGUCCUCCUCCUGGUCACCCUCUUCCGCUUUUCAGCUCCCUCUCAUCGUUCACCGGCGAUUCAUUUCGAUGGUUUUGAAAGAGUUCUGUCAUGGCUUCAAGGUAAGACUGAUAACAAUUUUGAAGUUCUGCAAAUAGCUGAAGAUCAACCAAAAAGCAAGACUAGUGUAUCUUCCAUUGGCAGUGAUGUUUCGCGUUCAAUUGUUAAUGAAAUGGACUCCGAUCAAGUUUUUCAAACUUCUGAGGUGCUAUCAGGAAUUGAAUCAGAAUCAAAUCAUACGGAAACAUCUGUAUACUCAGAUCAAAUAUUGACUCAUCAAGAAGCAAACAGUAUUAUUCUUGAAGUUGGCAACAAAAACAAGGCACCAGGAGUCCAAGUAAUGGAAGUUCUUGAAGAAGUAGAUACUGAGCAAGAUGAUCAUGGCGUGUAUCUCUCUCCCUUUGUCAGUAAUGUUUCGCAUACGAAUUUUGAUGGAAUUAGGCCUUGCAAAGAAAAAAGUGUUAACAAAAUGGACUCGGAUCAAGAUUUUCAAUCUUCAGAGGUGCUACCAGGAAUUGAUUCAGAAUCAAAUCAUAAAGAAACAUCUGUCUACUUAGGUCAAGCAUCGACUCAUCAAGAACUGAACAGCAUGAUUCUUGAAGUUGUCAACAAAAGCAAGGCUCCAGCAAUUGAAGAAAUGGAACAAGUUCUUGUCGAAGCAGAUUCCAAGCAAGAUGCAAUGCAAGAAAUGGAACGAGUUGUUAAAGUUCUUGAAAAAGCAGACUCCAAGAAAGAUGAUCAUGGCGCGUAUCUCUCUCCCAUCGAUGAAAAUUAUACUAUUGCCACUCUCAAUGAAAAUUCUAAUCAAUAUUUUGUCAGUGUUGAGAAAGCAAACUCUGAUAGCGAUUUGGAUGAUAUACUAUUGAGCAAGGAAAACUUCAGCAACUUUGUAUCAGAGAAUAAAUAUGUUGCUGUGCAAUUCUACAUGCCAUGGGCUUAUCGGAACGAGCUUCAGGCUUUAGACUAUGCAGAAGCUGCAACUAUUCUAGAAGGCAAAGUGGUGUUUGCUAAAGUUGAUGCUAUAGUUGAAAGAGAGUUGGCUAUGAAGUAUAAAUUUGUGGGGAUUUCCACGCUGUCUUUCUUCAUUGAUGGAGUUCACUCGUAUACUUAUCGCCAUUGCUGCAAUCGGGAUAAUGUCGUGUCUUUGUUAAAGGAGAAGAUGAAAGGUGGCGUUCGGAGUGUUAUUAGACCAUCGAAGGCAUGGAAUAUAUUGAAGAGUGAUUCUAUGAUUGUUCUGGCAUUUCUUGACUCUUUAGAGGCACCAGAAAGUAAGGAAUUUGCUGCUGCCUCAGACUUGGAAAAAGAUGUCAUCUUCUACCAAACUGAUAGAAGAUAUAUUCUGACACUACUUGGCCUUGAUUCACAAGUCCAAGGCCCUGCAUUGUUCAUGCUGCGCAAAGAUGCCAAGAUAUUCAUCAAAUUUGAUGGUCCAUUCAAUAAAUGGGCAAUAGCUGAGUUUGUAUCCAAGAACAAGUUUCCUUUGGUCACCACUUUCAAUGCCCAUAAUGCUCUGAUGAUUCUUAGGAAUCCUAUUAAACAGGCAAGAUAUUACAUUCAUAAUUGCUGUUAA
This is a messenger RNA of Mercurialis annua (annual mercury), 1659 nucleotides long. RefSeq lists its product as uncharacterized. Gene Ontology annotation, molecular function: protein disulfide isomerase activity. Bases 13 to 1659 code for a protein of 548 amino acids. The transcript is spliced from 5 exons. Gene Ontology annotation, biological process: response to endoplasmic reticulum stress; protein folding. Gene Ontology annotation, cellular component: endoplasmic reticulum. The record is from RefSeq and is a predicted model, not a curated record. Lineage: Eukaryota; Viridiplantae; Streptophyta; Magnoliopsida; Malpighiales; Euphorbiaceae.